AAUUUGACGGCGACUUUGAACGGUUGUGUGCGCGCGUGUACCGGCCGCUUUAUUGAAAUUUUGUUGUUUUUGCGGAAAAUCGAAUAAAAAAAAAUUUCAAAUGUUUAUCAAAUGAGCGUCGUGUAUUCGUUUGCAACAAUUACUCCUUAAGAGUCUAGUGUGCAUAGUGUGUGUGUGUGCAAGUGUUUAAAAUUUCAAUCGUAAGCUGUAAAUCACGAGCAUUCACAAUUGGCGCCAACAGAGCCGCACGGAUAAGCAACAACAAAUGGAACAUGUUGAUGCUGCCGUUGCUGGAAUACAACAAACACAUAGCAAAAAUACCAAAUUGCAAAAUGAGGUCAUCGCCGCUUAGAUUAUCGAUGCUGCUGCAAUCGCUGCGUUUGCUCCUGCUCCUCUGGAUGCUCCUCGAUGCAGCGGCAGCAACCAGCAGCAGCAACAGCAAUGGCAACAGCAAUGGACCAUCGGCAGCAGCUGGUGCAGCAGGAGGUGCAAGUGCAGCAAGUGGAGCUGGAGCUGGAGGUGGCGGUGGUGCAGCAGCUGGGCCAGCAUUGCCGCCUGGCGCCCUUAAUGCCAAUCUCACGGAUCUGGGCAGUCCCGGCAAAAAUUUCUUAUUUUCCAGCUCACAGCCUGCUGCUCAUUACAAAUUGAUGAGCUCGUAAUCAGUGGAAAAUGUUUUCCAAUGUAAUUAAUUUUGAUUUGCAUUUUAUAACAUAAAUUAUUCAUUUUACACACUGACCAGGUUUUGCACUUCCUCUACUAUUAAUCAAAUUAUACGAAUAUUUGAUCAACUUCUUUUCCUUUUCCCUCCACAAGUGAGUUUCGUUACGAUAAUUUUUAGUGCAUGCGGGUGACAUUGCAAUGCGACAAGCUACAACUGAAAUGACAAGCAACAAAACGAAGAAGAUACACAACUAAACACAGCUGCAGCAGUUGCCAGUUUGCCAGCUUAAGCAGCCGCAUGAUUGAUUUGCCAGCCAGCAUUUAUCAACGGUUUAGGAGCAGCUGCUGAAGACGACGUCGACUCUCUUUUUGGAUGGCAGCAUUGACACUGACCGGGCAAACCUCAAUAACAACCAAGUGAUGACUCUCGACUGUCUGCAACAACUCACAAAGCGCUUCAUACGGGCGGGCUGCAGGCGAAUACUAUAAACGAGGCUAAUGUAUUGGAUACUUCACAUAUCAACCUUAAAUUAGUCAUAUUUAUAAAUGGCAUUUAACAUAAAUCUGUAACUAAAUUUAUUAAGAACGAAUGUUAAACACUCUUACUAAAAUCGAACUUUUUAUACGUUAAUAAAU
Drosophila sulfurigaster albostrigata is the source of this 1296-nucleotide messenger RNA. Its product is annotated as glycine-rich protein 1. NCBI's taxonomy places the organism in Eukaryota, Metazoa, Arthropoda, Insecta, Diptera, Drosophilidae. The transcript is spliced from 4 exons. The record is from RefSeq and is a predicted model, not a curated record. Bases 273 to 659 code for a protein of 128 amino acids.